AUGCGCUCACGCGCGGUACAGACUUUUGGCGGCGGCUGGCUACCUCAGCAAGCCAUUGCGGCCAUUUCAGCAGACAGGGCUUUGCUUGGAAAAAAAGGAGUCACAUGGAGACUCGACAGACGGCGCUACGCCAGCUUCAAGGCGGGCGCUUUUUUUCUGAUUUGCGUCCACUUUGUGUAUCGCCCGCACGCCGGCCGAAAAAAAAACGUGAUCUGGCAGAAGGACGCAAACGACCAAAAAGAGAGGAGACCAAACGACGCGCGGGACCCAAUCCGCACCGAGCUAACGUUCGAUUGGAAGCAGCGACAUAGUAGGAGCCAGGACGGCUGGCCCGUCUCUUGUCGCCGCAGCAGACACAAAAGUCGCGGGUUUGAUAUAGUCCAUUGUGGCGUGCCAGCAGACGCGACGGACGCGAGCGGCCACGUCCGCGCGCGCUCAUUCGUUGAUUCCAACGCACGCCCCUCGCGGCGGCUCGUCUGCCCGCUUCAGCACUGCCGCUACUGCUACCGACACCCGCUUCACCUCCUUUUUGCGCCGUGCGUCCUCCUCGUCCAUUUUCCAAUUUGCGCUGACCGCACCAACCGCCGCGCGCUUGCUGCUGCUGUCGCAGUCGUCGCUGUCGCCGCCUUUUUCCUCGUUAUAAACACAAGGAAGAAGAGGAAACUAGGAGCUCUUCGGGCGCUGGUUGUUCGCCCGCCCGCCACGAUUUCUAGUCUGUGCCGUGACGCCGACCACGAGCCUGGCGAGCGCUGGGGAGCGCGUCUCGCUCGGCUCAGUCUUUUGCUCGUCGACUGCCUCGUGCGGCCGUUUCUCCUACCAUUGUCGUCGUCGUCGUCGUCGCUUCCUAUUGACACGCACUUCAAACGCAUUCUAGAGCCACCGCAGCAACAGCAGCAACAGCAACAGCAAUUGCCACGUCGGUCGUUGCUGACCAAGUCGCUCGUCACUGCUGCGUGUCAGUGUCUCCUCAUGGAUCCCACUGUCGUCCACGUGCGGGAUCGUACCUCGAGUCCGACCAACAGCAGCAGCGAGCCGUCGCCUUUAGCGGCCGAUUCGAAGCCCAAGCAGCUGCAACAGCAGCAAGUGAAGCACGACCCGUCGCUGCUCUCGUUUCCCGCCGUGCCUUUUUAUGUUGCGGAUCGCACGCAGCCCGACGAUGACGACGACGACUCGGGUUCUGAUCCGGACCCUGAUGAUCACGUAAGACACGACUUGCAGGAACAAGAGACAAGACGGAGACGGGAACAAGAGACAGGACGGACUGUGCAAAAAUCGGCCAAGAUCGACGAGCUCAACCCGACACUUGUACGCCGGUCCACUGGCUCUAUUGCUGUGAUGACGCGGCAACAGGAGGCCCUUGAUUACCGGAGACAUACGUUUAGUACCGUGUCCGCCGAGAGUCGGGCGAACAUGCGACGACGGAGCUACGACCUCUCGGCACGAGGGGACAACAAACUUGUCCUGCCACCGCCACUGUCUCCACUGCAGCGCACGCUGCCGCCUUCGUUCAAGUCGCCGCCUCAUUUGCAGCAUUUGUGGGUCUAUGGCAAUCGCAAUGGCGCUGGUUCGAGUCAACACCGUCUGACUGAACGGCACGAAGCAGGGAGUGCGAUGAUUGUGCUGGCUUCACCUACAGCGGAUACAGUGUGGACUCGAGGCCAAGCCGUGGACGUGGAGUGGAAAGUCCUGGACUCGAAAGUCGCUGCCCUCCGGAUUGAGUUGCUGGAAGACGGACGCAAUGCGUCGACUUUGAUUGCAGCCAAGGCACCGAAUACGGGCUUUUUCACGUACCACAAGGUGCCGUGGGGCAUGGAGUCGGGGUCCAAGUAUUUCUUGCGCGUCUCAGCGGCUGAUAACGUCGAGCGGUACUGUACAAGUAGCUUCUUCAGUAUCAGUUCAGCCCCGUGA
Messenger RNA from Peronospora matthiolae, 1908 nucleotides. The record is from the annotation of a GenBank genome assembly. NCBI's taxonomy places the organism in Eukaryota, Oomycota, Peronosporomycetes, Peronosporales, Peronosporaceae.